UUAGCUGCAAGUUGGAAGACAAUUCCAUGUGCUCUUCAUAAUCCAUAUCCCAACUCCAUUUGCCUCUUCACCACUCGAAAUACUUCAAGUAAGAAGAUCAUAGCAAUUCUCACCUAUAUAUGCACACACUAAUUUUCUUCUCUAAAUCACAAAUCCAGAUCUUUAUUCAGGGCUGAAAAUCAUCCGCUAAAACCAAAAAUCAAAAUAACCCACAAAAUCAAAAUCCUCAAGAUACAUACCAUGGGAUUCCGUUUGAUAAACAGCCCAAGGAAAUCAUCAUCGACUGUUCCAAAGGGGUUUUUGGCUGUCUACGUUGGAGAGACACAAAAGAGACGACAUGUGAUACCGAUUUCUUACUUGAAGCAUCCAUCGUUUCAAGAUUUGUUGAGUAAAGCUGAAGAAGAGUUCGGAUUCGAUCAUCCAAUGGGAGGAUUGACGAUCCCUUGUAAUGAAGAUGUAUUCUUGAAAGUCACUUCUCGCUUGGCCAAUUGUUGAAGAUGAGAAACUGAAAAAAAAAACACCCAAUAAUAGAUAGAAUAUGAAUGACAAUUUUGUACAGUAGAAAUUUCGAUUUGUUUCCUUCCUCCUCGUCUUUGAAGACGAUUUGCGAAAGGGAAAUUGUAGAUUCGUUUGAGAUGAGCAAUAAUCAAAUCAACACAAUGAUGAUUCGUCGUUCUGAUCA
Messenger RNA from Cucumis melo (muskmelon), 682 nucleotides. RefSeq names its product auxin-responsive protein SAUR21-like. Lineage: Eukaryota; Viridiplantae; Streptophyta; Magnoliopsida; Cucurbitales; Cucurbitaceae. Gene Ontology annotation, biological process: response to auxin. The transcript has a single exon. Bases 241 to 495 code for a protein of 84 amino acids. The record is from RefSeq and is a predicted model, not a curated record.